Messenger RNA from Fonsecaea nubica, 1176 nucleotides. RefSeq lists its product as hypothetical. Bases 1 to 1176 code for a protein of 391 amino acids. Gene Ontology annotation, biological process: regulation of cytokinesis; protein phosphorylation; mitotic spindle organization. Gene Ontology annotation, cellular component: spindle pole centrosome; chromosome passenger complex; spindle midzone. Gene Ontology annotation, molecular function: protein kinase activity; ATP binding. The transcript is spliced from 4 exons. Lineage: Eukaryota; Fungi; Ascomycota; Eurotiomycetes; Chaetothyriales; Herpotrichiellaceae. The record is from RefSeq and is a predicted model, not a curated record.
AUGGCCACCAAGACAUUGGAAUCUCGCUUCGAACACCUCAGUGUCAACGACGAAAAUGAGGCACCCACGACAACAAUGCUCAAAUCAAAGAGCGCUGGUCCGGGAGUAUUACCAACCGUUUCCUCAACUCAAUCCCGGACAAAUCUUGUCAAGUAUCCUCUCCAAGUCACCACAGAAUCGAAACAGAACACUGCCUCAAUCGCAACAAUAACAACCACAACAACUGUCCCGACCCAUCCACCUUCGCCAGUGCGGGUAGCCCUCCAGGCUGCCCGAGAAUCUGGUGAGAGCGAUGACUCCAUACGCAAUAGAUCCGCCCCCAAAUUCUUCUUUGACCAGCCACAAGCACCCAAACAAUUCCACCUUGGGAUGUUUGAGAUCGGAAAACCGCUCGGGUUCGUGUGCGCUCUCAAGGUCCUUCACAAAUCCGAGCUGCAACAAGGCAAGGUGGAGAAGCAAGUUCGAAGAGAAAUCGAGAUUCAGUCAAACCUCAGACAUCCGAAUAUUCUGAGACUCUUUGGUCAUUUUCACGACAGCAAGCGAGUGUUCCUCAUCCUCGAAUUCGCGGGCAAGGGAGAGCUGUAUAAGCAUCUCCGAAAAGAAGGUCGAUUCCCGGAGUGGAAAGCCGCACAAUACAUUGCUCAGAUGGCCGCCGCCCUCAAGUAUCUGCACAAAAAGCAUGUCAUGCACAGAGACAUCAAGCCCGAAAACAUUCUGGUCGGCAUCCAUGGAGAGAUCAAGAUUUCAGACUUCGGCUGGUCAGUGCACGCUCCAAACAACCGAAGACAAACAAUGUGCGGCACAUUAGAUUACCUGCCUCCGGAGAUGCUUAAGCCUGGAAGCUCCGACAAUUUCUACAAUGAAAAGGUCGAUCUAUGGAGCUUAGGUGUUUUGACGUAUGAGUUCCUGGUUGGAGAAGCGCCCUUUGAGGACACGACGAUCAUGACACAGCGAAGGAUUGCACGAUGCGACAUGACGGUUCCCAGCUUUGUCAGUCCUGAAGCCAAGGACCUCAUCAUGCGACUCUUGGUCCUUGACCCCGAGAAGCGAAUUCCACUUGAUGAUGUACUCCGACAUCCGUGGGUUGUCAAGCACUGUAUAACAAAGGGUGGCGAACGAGGCUUUCAGAGAGCAUCUGGGAGUAGCAAGGAUAGAGACUCGAGCUCCGAUUCAUGA